AUGGCGUCAAAAUCAGUCGGCAACCUUCUCACGCACAUCUCGAGGCGGAAAACGGGCACCGUGGCGACUCUCACCAUCUCCCGCCCGGACAAGCUCAACGCCCUGUCCUCGCACAUCAUGAGGGAGAUCCCCAAGACCUUGUCCGAGGUGGUGCAGCAAAACAAGGACCUCCUCGCCAUCGUGCUGACCGGACACGGCACCAAGGCGUUCGUCGGCGGCGCCGACAUCAACGAGAUGGCCACGCUGACCACGCCCGAGGUCGGCCGGGCCUUCAUCACCACCAUGCACCACGCCUGCAAGUCGCUGCGCGAGUGCCCCGUUCCCGUCAUCGGGCGUCUCAACGGGUACACGCUGGGCGGCGGGCUCGAGCUGGCCGUGUCGUGCGACUUCCGCGUCGCGAGCCGGAACGCCGUCUUCGGCAUGCCCGAGGUCAAAGUGGGCGUGCCCAGCGUCGUCGAGGCGGCGCUCAUCACCAGCCUGAUCGGCUGGGGGCGGACCCGGCGGCUGUUCUACCUGGGCGACAAGAUCGGCGCCGACGAGGCCGAGCGCUGGGGCCUCGUCGAGAAGGUGGUCGAGGACCAGGAGAAGCUGGACGAGGCCGUCGAGCAGUGGCUGGUCGAGCUGGAGGAGUGCGGCCCGCGCUCCAUCAAGAUCCAGAAGGAGAUGAUGCGGCGGUGGGAGAACGUCACCAUGGAAGAAGCCAUCAGGAACUCGAUCGACUUUUUCGGCCGCUCGUUCGAGACCGAGGAAGGCAGCGGCGGCGUCUCGGAACCGCAGAGGAUGACUCGUGAAGUCCUGGCGAAGCUGGCCGCGAGGAAGUCAAAGUUGUAG
This is a messenger RNA of Fonsecaea nubica, 831 nucleotides long. RefSeq lists its product as hypothetical. Bases 1 to 831 code for a protein of 276 amino acids. Gene Ontology annotation, molecular function: enoyl-CoA hydratase activity. The transcript has a single exon. The record is from RefSeq and is a predicted model, not a curated record. Gene Ontology annotation, cellular component: mitochondrion. Lineage: Eukaryota; Fungi; Ascomycota; Eurotiomycetes; Chaetothyriales; Herpotrichiellaceae. Gene Ontology annotation, biological process: fatty acid beta-oxidation.